CUGCUUUCUCUCUUUCCGGCUUUCUCUCUUUCUCUCUCUCCCAAGGCAAGGAACAACAUCAUCAACAACAACAGGGACCUUCCUUGCCUUCUUGGGUGUCCAUUCAACCCAGUUGCGUAAAGGCCAGUCAUUUUUUGCAUUUUUAUUUUUAAUGGAUUGAUUUUAUUUUUACCUUUCCAAAAGCCAGUCUCUUGCGAAGCCCAGGUGGAGGAGGAGGAGGAUGGACUGUGGCAGAAAGGAGAACUUGGGAAGCCUGGACCAUUGGCUCCUUUGGACAACCUAGGACCAGAAGUCUCUCCAGACAGGUCCAGCUCAACAGGGUGGCACACCCCCAUCACCCUUUCUCUCUCUCUCUCUUUUUUGGGUUACCUUUUUACCUUUUUGGCUCUGAUCGGGGAAAUCUGUGAGAUCUUCAAGAAGAAAGGGCAAGAGGUUUUUUUUGGGGGGGGGGUCUGGGUUACUCACCUGCUUCGAAAACCCACCUCCGCCAAGGAUCCAACGCCACCAUGGCUUUUGCUGGGCCCAGAGGGGACCUCUCCAAAAGUCUUCACCUGCUCUUGGCUUUACUUCUCUGCACAGUGGUUGAAUGCCGAGGAGGGAUUAUGGACAGCAUGCAGCGGUUUGCAAGCUUGCCAGUGUACCUCCCUGCAAGUUACAGCCUCUCCAAUGCUAAUGUGUCCUUCUUCCUAAAGGAAACCAACCAAGAUAUCAUGAGGAAUGCCAGCUUGCAAUCCCGAACAGAGCCUUUCCUUGUCUAUAGAACCAACAGCUUGCCGGGUUUAAAUGCUACUUACGGCCCAUUUACCGUGGAGCAAACUGUGCCUCCGAACCUCCUGCGGACAUCUGCUUUGUUCAGCUUUGCCGACCGAUUCACUUUUAAUUGGAAGUUACAGUCGCACAUCAUUGACAGCUCUGUAUAUUCCAACAGGCCCAAAGUCCAAGCUUUGUUCUACGUCGCUGGCAAAGACUGGGAAGACUAUGAUCCUUCUGAGAUCCUGCCCUGCGUGCGGAUGAUGGCCUUCCAGGAGGAUCGAGUAGCUGUCAGCAGCUGUCGGUUGAAAGGCCAGUUGGGGUUAUGCGUUGCAGAACUUGAGUUCUCGCCAAGCUGGUUCAACCCAGCUUUGGCCACCGCACUGCCACCAUCACCCCCAGAGUUUCAACAGAUGGCGGAUUCAUUGGAAGGGACCACCGUGGAGCUUUUCUAUUGGGUGUAUUCAGCGGAAGGGGAAUGUUCUUCAGAGGACCAAAACCCGGAAAGCUUUCUGCAUCCAAAAGGCCAAGAGGAAGCACAGCUGCCUUUGGUGUCAAUGGAGAGAAUUGGAAGUAUUAUUCUUUACCCAACGCAAGACAGGCUGAGGAAGUCUGUACUAAAUCUGGAUGACAACCUUGUGCUAUGUUUGCCACUCAGCCCUGUCAAGAAGGGGGACCUGGUCAUGUUUCACAUAUCCCUCACCAGUGGCUCUGUAGCAGAUCAGUUUACACUAAGAAUUAAGGCUGCUCCGGGUGUGAAGAUAAUAGACAUCCGAGUCAGUGAUCCAGAUCAAUGGGGAGUUCAACAAGAUGUAGACAAUGGAAGGACACAGACCACCGCCACCAUUGUAUGCGAACGCAUCGAUCCAAACACAGAGAGCAGGGUGAAUGCCUCCUCCUAUGAGAUCUUGCAGAUGGAUUUUGAAAUUGACAACAGCAGUGGGCUAGUUGGGGCCCAGCAAAUCACUUGGCAGGUGGAAUACCCUCGGGAUGAUGCUGUGAGCGAGCUUGUGGUUUCCGAGAUCUUUGUCAGCCAGGCAACGUUUGCUGGAAUUGUUCCGCUCGCAAUGGACACAGAAGUCCUUAACACAGCCAUUCUGACGGGAAAGCCAGUGUCCGUCCCAGUAAAAGUGGUUGCCGUUGAAGAGGACGGAUCAGUAAGCGAUGUGUCUGGAUCCACUGAAUGCAAGUCAGCUGAUGAAGAUGUCAUAAAGGUAUCUGACAACUGCAACGCCAUCUUUGUGAAUGGGAAGGAGAUGAAAAGCAAAGUGGACACCGUUGUGAACUUCACAUACCAACAUUUCACCACCCAGCUGGAAAUUACCGUAUGGGUUCCGCGGCUCCCUCUUCAAAUAGAGAUCUCAGACACAGAACUGAGCCAGAUCAAAGGCUGGAGGAUCCCUGUCACCUCCAACAAAAGGCCUACCCGUGACAGCGAUGAGGAAGAGGAUGACGAAAAGAAAGGCAGAGGUUGCACCCUCCAGUACCAGCAUGCCAUGGUGCGAGUCCUUACCCAGUUUGUUGCAGAAUCAUCUGACUUUGGAGGACAGCUGACCUACAUGCUCGGUUCUGAGUGGCAGUUUGAUAUCACAGAUCUUGUGGCUGAUUUCAUGAAAGUGGAGGAAUCCAAAGUAGCCAAGUUACAAGAAGGCCGUGUUUUGAUUGGUCGUGAGCAAGGGAUUACAACUGUUCAGGUCCUCUCUCCUCUCUCUGAUUCCAUUUUGGCUGAGAAGACAGUGAUCGUUCUGGAAGACCGAGUGACCAUCACAGACCUUGGGGUUCAGCUUGUGGCAGGCUUGUCCCUCUCGCUCCAGACAAGUAAAGGGAACAAGAGGGUGAUUGUCACAACAGCCUCAGCAUCAGAUAUUCUUCACUCGCCAAAACAGGAAGCUGUUGUCAGUGCUUGGGUUUUGUUCAGCGAUGGCACCGUGACACCCUUAGACAUCUAUGAUAUGAAAGAUUUCUCUCUCACCAUCACAUCACUGGAUGAAAUGGUGGUGUCCAUCCAUCAAAGCCAGGAGGACGACUGGCCGGUGGUUGUGGCCGAAGGGGAAGGUCAAGGGCCACUUAUUAAAAUAGAAAUGGUGAUCAGUGAGCCUUGCCAGAAGUCAAAGCGGAAGAGCAGCUUGGCUGUCGGAAAAGGAACUGUCAAAGUCAAGUUUGGCCAGAAAGAGUCAGACCACAAAGGGGACACGAAUGACGUUGAAGAUGCUGAUGUUGAUUUCAAAAGCCAAGGGGGGAAUACUUUAGAGAAGUCCUUGGAGCAAGAGAGGUCGGGGCAUGAUUGGCCAAAACAUGGAGUUUCCAUGACUCACGAAGAGGCUACCAACCAAAGCACAACGCCCGGACCUUCUGUUCAUCAGAAGAACCUUCAUGGAGAGGGUCAACUCCAAAACAGUCCAACGUCCUUUACAAGCUUCCCCAUACAGGUAGACAUUCCUGGGCGGAAUCAUCCAGGGGAUCUCAUUUUGGCUCCCAGAGGUCUAACAGACCUGGAGAUUGGCAUGUACGCACUACUGUGUGUCUUUUGCUUAGCCAUCUUGGUCUUCUUAAUUAACUGUGUGGCGUUUGCAUGGAAGUACAGGCACAAAAGGUUUGCUGUUAGUGAACAGGGCAACAUGCCACAUUCCCAUGACUGGGUAUGGCUUGGAAAUGAGUCGGAGCUCUUGGAGAACCCAGUGGACAUUUCACUCCCAUCAGAAGAGUGCACCACCAUGAUAGAUCGAGGGAUGCAUUUUGAGGAAAGCAAUUUUCUCCUCAAUGGGAGCUCUCAGAAGAACCUCCACAACAAGAUCCUUCGUUCGACCGACUACGCUUGUGAGAAAGAUCUCUCAAACGAACCUAUAAAUCCACCAGGGCCCAAGCGGAAAAGGGUAAAAUUCACCUCCUAUACCACAAUCUUGCCAGAGGACGGUGGUCCGUACACUAACUCCAUCCUUUUCGACAGUGACGAUAAUAUCAAAUGGGUGUGCCAAGAUAUGAACUUAGGUGAUUCCCAGGACUUUAGAGACUAUAUGGAAAGGCUGCAAGACAAUAUGUAAAAAAAAAAAAAAAAUGCAAAAGGAAAUUAUAUAUAAAGAGAAAAGGAAAAAAAACUUUCUUACGUUUGUAUUCACCUUUAUGCCUUCUGUUUUAUGGAUAAUCGAACAGACAAACCCAGCCAGCAAUAGAAGGAGGCACUCCAAUUCUUUUGGAGGUCCAGAAAUAAUAACUUCACAUCAUUGUGAUCAGGUGCGAGAAAAAUCUGGCUGUGUUAUCCUAUUUUUGUCAGAUACGAGGGGGUGCGCGCCUGUGGGCACCCUCCAAACAGCUGCUUAACAAUCAUGGAGGCAAUGGCACACAACCAGCUGUUUUUUCAUAUGCUGCCUGAUACUAGCGAAUACGGAUCCAGCUUCAGCUAGACUCACAGAAGAUGGUUUCGCCUGUCAUGUUAUGACAAGCCGUUACUUUGGGAAAAUGAACAAUGUUACAGGGUGGGGUGGGGGAAUGUUUUUUCCCUAGAAAACACUCUUUGUAAAAGCACAGUAGACAUUCCUUGCUUACAGCCAGAAUCUAAGCUCCUUUUAAAGGAUCGGAAUGAAUUGGCCUAAUGUAAUCUGUUUAUAGGAAAUGCAGGCAAAUGUGUCCCCUCCUUCUCCUCCUUCUCCUCCUCCUCUUCUUUUUAAAGAAAAACAGUAUUCAUCCCAGUGGUUAAUGUGUUUCACUGUAUCAUUUAUAUAGUGUUCUUGAUUUUGUUGGUAUAUUUGGUUCUUUCUCUUGAGAUUUUUCCCCCCACCCUGGUUGUGCCAAAGCAUAUUGCAAUAUAUUAUGAUUAGAGCUGCAAUGUUUUGUUGAUAAAUCAAAUAGAAACUUUACGGAUAAGGAAAAAAGUCCACCCCCCCC
This is a messenger RNA of Sceloporus undulatus (fence lizard), 4632 nucleotides long. It is a transcript of the gene TMEM132B, whose product is annotated as transmembrane protein 132B. NCBI's taxonomy places the organism in Eukaryota, Metazoa, Chordata, Lepidosauria, Squamata, Phrynosomatidae. The transcript has 9 exons. The coding region runs from base 507 to 3791 and encodes 1094 amino acids. The record is from RefSeq and is a predicted model, not a curated record.